AUGGCGCUACGCGCGGCAGUGUUUGACCUGGAUGGGGUGCUGGCUCUCCCCUCGGUCUUCACCACCUUGGGCCGCAACGAGGAGGCCCUGGCACUGCCUAGAGGCUUCUUGAGUGAACCUUUCAAGAAAGGAGGCCCAGAUUGUUCCACUGUCUGCCUCAUGAAAGGACAGAUGACAUAUUCCCAGUGGUUGCCUCUUAUGGAAGAAGACUGCAGGAAGCAUUCUGAGGCUUCUGGAAUCCGCCUUCCAGAAAAUUUUUCUAUAAAUAAAAUCUUUGGGGAAGCAAUUUCAGCAAGAACAAUCAACCGCCCCAUUCUUCAGGCAGCCCUCAAUCUCAGAAAGAAGGGAUUUACAACCUGCAUCCUCACCAAUAACUGGCUGGACGAUAGUGCCCAGAGAGGCGGCCUGGCCCAGCUGAUGGGAGAGCUGAGGCCACACUUCGAUUUCCUGAUUGAGUCCUGUCAAGUUGGCAUGGUCAAGCCUGAGCCUCAGAUUUAUGAGCUAUUACUGGAUACCUUGCAGGCCAGCCCUAAUGAGGUUGUUUUCUUGGAUGACUUCGGAAGUAAUCUGAAGCCGGCUCGUGAUUUGGGAAUGGUCACGAUCCUUGUCCGAGACACCGACACAGCCCUGAGAGAACUGGAGAAAGUGACCGGCACACAGCUUCUCAGCACUGCAAACCCCCUGCCAACCCCAUGCAGGCCAAGUGACGUGAGCCACGGAUAUGUGCCAAUAAAGCCCGGGCUCCGCCUGCACUUCGUGGAACUGGGCACCGGGCCUGUGGUGUGCCUCUGCCACGGCUUUCCAGAGAGCUGGUUCUCGUGGAGGUACCAGAUCCCAGCGCUGGCGCAGGCAGGCUACCGGGUAAUUGCUCUGGACAUGAAAGGAUAUGGAGACUCCUCUUCACCUCACGAAAUAGAAGAAUACUCAUGGGAAGUGUUGACUAAGGAGAUGAUGAUCUUCCUGGAUAAACUGGGUAUCUCACAAGCAGUGUUCAUCGGCCACGACUGGGGAGGUGCGCUGGUGUGGUACUUGGCUCUCUUCUACCCUGAGAGAGUGAGGGCCGUGGCCAGUCUGAAUACUCCUUUAAUGCGGAUGAAUCCCGAUGUAACCUUCAUGGAGCAAGUCAAAGCCAAUCCUGUUUUUGAUUACCAGCUCUACUUCCAAGAACCGGGAGUGGCCGAGGCUGAACUGGAAAAGAAUAUGACUAGAACUUUCAAAUGCUUUUUCAGAAGAGGAGGACUUCUGGUAAGGUUCCCCGAUGAGCCCAGCCUCAGUUCGAUGAUCACCGAGGAGGAGAUCCAAUACUAUGUGCAGCAGUUCAAGAAGACUGGCUUCAGAGGCCCCUUAAACUGGUAUCGAAACAUGGACAGGAACUGGAAGUGGGGCUGCAAAGCCGUGGGACGUAAGAUCCUGAUCCCAGCCCUGAUGGUAACUGCUGAGAAGGACAAAGUGCUUGUGCCAGAGAUGUCCAAGCAUAUGGAGGACUGGAUCCCCCACCUGAAAAGGGGACACAUUAAGAAUUGUGGACACUGGACACAGAUGGACAAACCAGCUGAGGUAAAUCAGAUCCUCAUUGAAUGGCUGAACACGGAUGUCAGGGACCCACCAACAGUCUCAAAGCUUUAG
Molecule: messenger RNA, 1626 nt
Organism: Elephantulus edwardii (Cape elephant shrew)
Lineage: Eukaryota; Metazoa; Chordata; Mammalia; Macroscelidea; Macroscelididae
Gene: EPHX2
Product: epoxide hydrolase 2, cytoplasmic
Exons: 18
Coding region: 1-1626 (541 amino acids)
Biological process (GO): phospholipid dephosphorylation; cholesterol homeostasis
Cellular component (GO): peroxisome
Molecular function (GO): magnesium ion binding; lipid phosphatase activity
Source: RefSeq, a predicted model, not a curated record